CUUUUACAAGUGGAUUAGUCACAAGCUCAAUCCGUUCAGUAUGAAUUUUAUCCAAAGCAAAUAUGAAGAUGUAUGACUGUGAACCAUACAAUCGACGCAAAACCAACUCAAUAGGCUCUCACGGCGUUGUUUGUACUGUGCGAAGUGUUAACCAUAAAUAUAUUGGUAAAUAUUUAGAUUACCCAAUCCUCAUCUCAAUGCCGAUUCCUCCGUCCGAUCACAUCACAUUGCGUCGAUCAACGAUCAGUUCUGAUCCAUCGCCCGUAGAGAUGGGAUCCAUCGGUGAAACACUUUGGCUGCUGCUUCUCGCUGUACUGAUCUUGACCUCGGAAUCUUCGUCCACCGCUGACGUCAACGGCUCUACGAUGACCUGUGGUCUCCCUGUCACCAACCAAAGACGUCCGCUGAUCGUCAAAGGAGAAGUAGCCUCCUCGUCCGGUGAGUGGCCUUGGCACGCCUCAAUCUGGCACCGCGUUAGCCACGGAACGUUCGUCUACGUGUGCGGAGGAACGCUCCUGAGCGAACUGUACGUCCUGACGGCGGGCCAUUGCGUCUCCAAGGACGGCAACAGUCUGAACGAACGUUUGAUCACCGUCCAGUUGGGCUCGGUGCGGCAGAACUUACUGCUGGGGAGCUUCCCGGUGCAGAAUGUUGCCGUAGCGGGGAACAUUGUGCACGAAGACUUCGCUCCGCGGACCUUCCAAGCGGACCUGGCGAUGCUGGCCUUGCGGACGAAGGUGGUGUUGAACGAGUUUAUACGACCGGUUUGUCUGCCGGAGGCUGGCGGGAAGAGUGAUGGGAAAGAUCUGUAUGGGAGGGAAGCCGUGGCGGUCGGGUUCGGGAUGACCGAGCAGACGGAGACGGCGUACGAACUGAGGAAGAUACGGCUGCCGAUAGUGGAUUACGUGACGUGUUUGGAGAGCAAUAGGCAAGUGUUUGGGAUGACGCUGUCGGCGAGGGUACUAUGCGCUGGGUACCGGAAUGGGAGCAUGAUCUGCAAUGGAGACAGUGGAGGAGGAUUGUUCACGGAGGAGGAAGGAGGAAGGUGGGUGCUGCGAGGGGUGGUUAGUUUUACGGCGCAGCGUGGCUGGAACGAUACGAGCUGCAGUUUGUCGGACUAUUCAGCGUUUGUUAAUGUGGCGUACUACGGCGAUUGGAUUCGGUAUGUGUUGGAACAUGGAGACCAGCGAGGAUAUUCCAACAGGACCGUUGAGAAAAGUGAGAAUGGAAGAGGGACCGAGCAGACGAAGGCAUUGAAGACGCUGCGUGUCAGUGAGAAGAAAUGCAAAGAAUACCGCCGUAAAGGUUUGACAAGAGUGCGACCAGCUUCGGUGCUUCAUACAACAUACUUCAAAAAUGCUACCGUUUCGAGAUCGGAUACCUACUCCAAGUCUGAGCACGUGCUAUUGUACGCCAAUAAGACCGAGGUUGGUCUGGUGUACUACGUGAGCGACCGAUACGCUAUAACUACGGUUGAGGUAGCGAAGGAUUGUGCCCUGGAGUACGUCAUCUGCAAAACAGUUCACGGCGCGUUGGUUCGUCAGGUAAUCGUACACCCUGGUUAUAGGGAAGAAGGUCGAGACUUCAACGUCGCAAUAGUUAGAACGGACGAAACAGAUGAAUUUUUCUGGUGUAUUGCUGCCACAUCGUCCAAUACCUUACGUGUAGAGGAUAAAAAACUGCAGCUCAGCUUGAUCGCUAACGAAUCCUACAGCUGGAUUGAGUUUGACGUAGAUUGGUACAUGCGAACAGCACGAGGUUUGGCAGUUCUGAACGAUCACCCCGACGAGAUAGCUGGUCUGCUGCAGAAUUCGGACGGAGAGCCCAUAGUGAUGAGUAAUGCAACGGCCUUGCUGAACUGGGUCGAAUCCGUAGUCUGGAACGUGACAUAUGUGAAGGAAGCCGUUGGUCGUGUUGAAGCGAGGGUCUCUGGACAAAAGCUACGAAGCAGUGCCGCGGCUUGCAAGCGUUAUCGACGAGCCGGAUUGACGAGUGUUAACCCGUCGAAUCCGAUUCAUACCGAGUUCUUCAAGAAUGCCACCUAUCAAAAGUCCGACGGUCGCUCCAAAUUCAAUGCCGUGGAACUUCUCCGCAAUGACACAUCACUCGGGGUAGUCUACUACCUUGCCGAAGAGUACGCCAUCACCACUGGAAGUAUAGCGUCGAACUGUAUGCCUUCGCCGGGUAUUUGCGUGACGGAACACGAUCAGCAAGUCCUGCAGGUGUUCAUCCACCCGAAUUAUACAGGAGGACGAGACUUCAACGUCGCACUGCUCCGAACGACCUUUGCAGAUGAAUUCUUCCUUUGCUUAGCAGUUGAACCACCUAUUCGUUUUUACUUCGGCGGCAAGCGCCUUCCCCUGGUCGAGAUCCUCAGCGAGCAACCGACCUGGGUGGAGUUCGACACCGACCUGUACCUCCGCAUAACUCGAGGCUCCGCCCUGUACACCGAUCGACGGGACGAGAUCGGAGGCCUUCUGCAGAACGGACCCGGCGAAGAGCUCGUGAUGACCAACGUCACUGCCCUGCUGGAUUGGAUCGAACCCAUUGUCUGGGAUGUGGCGGCGUCGUCAAUUGAACCGCGCUAAUUCUCACACAACCGGACGGAAGUUCCCAUCAAGAGCGAUAAAUCAACAAUUGCGUGCACUUGACGGCGGACAAAACGAACUGCAGACAGGUCCAAUACAUGCAAUGUAGCUUCUUUCUCCUGGA
This is a messenger RNA of Aedes aegypti (yellow fever mosquito), 2712 nucleotides long. RefSeq lists its product as uncharacterized. Gene Ontology annotation, biological process: proteolysis. The transcript has 8 exons. Lineage: Eukaryota; Metazoa; Arthropoda; Insecta; Diptera; Culicidae. Bases 63 to 2588 code for a protein of 841 amino acids. The record is from RefSeq and is a predicted model, not a curated record. Gene Ontology annotation, molecular function: serine-type endopeptidase activity.